Messenger RNA from Ooceraea biroi (clonal raider ant), 2449 nucleotides. Its product is annotated as protein FAM98A. NCBI's taxonomy places the organism in Eukaryota, Metazoa, Arthropoda, Insecta, Hymenoptera, Formicidae. Gene Ontology annotation, cellular component: tRNA-splicing ligase complex. The record is from RefSeq and is a predicted model, not a curated record.
CUCAGGUUCCUCUCUGAUCUUACUAUGUCUAUGGGGUUCUUCCUUACGAGUACAAUUUGAUCCGUGUCAGAAUAUAUAUAAAUAUAUAUUAAGCAACCGGUGCCGGUUUUGUGCAAUCGUCCGACGUUGUCAACAUAUUGGAGCAAUUUUGAAGAUUCCAAUUAAUCGCGGUGAUCAAAUAUUUUGCUGUUGCAGCGCGAUUAACCUUUAAAUAAUAUUCGAAGAAGUAAUAUUCAUUCACUUGAUUCUACGUACUUGUUCAAUAAACAACAAUUGCCGGACUGACGCGGUCGAUAUGGAGGAAAAACUGUUGCACAUGUUGCAGGAUGUCGGGUAUACAGGGCCAGUGCUCGACUCUGACAAGCUAUCGCAGGCAUUACAAGGUGGUGCCAAGUCACCUGACUUCACUGGUCUUGUAGCUUGGUUCACCGAACAACUAGCAACGUUUAUUGAUAUAGAUGAGACUGUUCAUGCCACAACAAGCGGGGAUGAUGCCAGUUCUUUUCUCUUAGAAUUAAGUUUCUUUCUCAAGGAGAUAGGAUGUGUAAAUGAAAAAUUGAUGACUGGACAUGUAAAUCAAAGACUGGCUAAUGAGUCUGAAAGAGCUAUUCUUAUAGAAUUUUUAGUGACUGAACUUAUGGCUGCUAAAUUGUUAGAGGUAAAAUGUCCUAAAGAGGAAAAACAGAUGGAAGUUACAAUAGAUGAAAGUGAUACGGCAAGGAACUUGAAAAAUAUGCUGGUAACAUUGAAAUUCCAAAAGCCACCAGACAACAUCACGCCCGCGUUACUGUUCUCCCGACUACAAACUAAAUUGUCAGAGGAGCUGAAGACUGUACCACCAGAUCACCUGGGUAAGCCGCUCAUAGAUGUUGAGCUCUCCGCUAAACAAUGGGAGCAAUUGGCUGACUUGCAGAAGGAAAUGCACGAAGAAUAUACAAUUCGUCGUGAAAUGUUGCUGAAACGCCUCGAUGUCACAGUUCAAUCAUUCCUGUGGUCCGACAGAAUAAAGUCGCAGGAAGCUAAAGUGAAUAGUAAAUACGAGGAGAAGAGGAAGACAAUGAAAAGCGAACCGAAGGUGAGCAUGGCCGAUCUGCUUGCAGCAAGGGAUGAUCUGGCAGUAAUCGAGAAAACGAGCAACGCCAGCGUUCGCAAGAAUACGCGGAGUAAGAUUAACAGUGUGAUCAUCGGAGCGGUACCGGACAGAGGUGGAAGACCGUACGAGCAGGAACCACCUCCACCAGAAAUGCCUCCGUGGCAAAAAGACAGAGUCCAGGGACCGCCAUCGUUCCGGGGUGGAAGAGGAGGGGGUGGAAGAGGAGGAGGUGGACGAGGAGGAAGCAGUGGAGAUAGAGGAGGCAGAGGAGGAGGAAGAGGAGGUGGCGGCGGCGGCGGUUAUCGUGACCAUAAAGACGCCAGCAGCAAUUUCGGCCAAAAUACGGAUUAUCAGCAAUCGCAAUAUUCCGGACAUGGACAUAGAGAGUGUUAUCCGGAUCAUAGGGACGCAGGAGGUUAUCAAAGGAGCACUGGCGGUGGGAGUAGAGGAGACGGAGGAUACAGGGGAGACUCUGGCGGAAAUUAUAGUCAGAAUUAUGGUCAAAAUUACGGUCAAAGUUACGGCCAGAAUUACGAUUAUCAGCAGUCGCAGCACUCUGGCCAAAGAGACUCUUACGGGGGUGAUAAUCGCAGCGGGGGUAACUAUUAUCAGGACAGGAGAGAGAGCGGCGGAGGAAGAGGUGGCAGAGUUCAGGGUGGAUGGAACCAAGGUAGCAAUAAUAGCGGCAUGAACAGCUACCAGCGCGGCGGCUAUAACAGAGGUAGAGGACGAGGACAAUACUGAAGCUGUUUGUUUUCAAUGAUGGGUGUAAGAUUUAUCACGCGGGAAAUUGUCAUGAUAUUAAUAUGUAAGAUUAAUGCAUAAUAAUCUCAGUGAUAUCUUAAUUAGUAAUCACUAUUACUUACGCUUACAUUAUUAUUCGUGUGUAAGACGAAUAUGAGUUUGGUCUUGCUCGAAACUCAGUUUUGAAUACGUCUAGUGAAAUGAUGAUCUUGAAAUACGUAUUUUUCCUAAAUUAUUUCUAAAUCGUAUUUAUUUAACAAUCUAUAGUUAUCUUUUAUUGUACUAUUGCAUUGAAACAAUAAACUGAAAAGUGUUAUUAUCUGCAAUUAGUUUGAUAAUUUUAAUUUCGCUACUAGUGAAUUGAAACAUUUAAUUACGUUAUAUAAAUCUAUAUAAACUGAAAAUGAAUAAAAGUGCAGUUAUUGUGUAAACAUGUUCUUUAUUAUUUGAACAUUCGAAGAAUGCCCGAAAUUGAUUUAUAAUAUAUGAAAAUAAAUCAUAAUAGCUUCGAAGAUUUUUAUUUUAACAAUCACACUUUAUUGUGUAUGUCAGAAUAAGAUUUGUCAUAUAUUAAUAUUGUGAUUAAAAAAAGGAAAUAAAAAAUAUAAGUUA